CGCCCAGGUGAGUUUGAUCACGCCCACUCCAGCAGCCCACGGCGACGCCGCUGCCGCCGCUCAUGAGAUUCCAGUUGGGUUCCCAUGGUGUCUGUGCUAUCCGGGCCUCUUGGUAUUGAAAAGUAAAGCAAUGUGUGUGUUUGGUCGACGGAAUACAAAGUGAAACGGACUUGCUGGAUAUUCAAUUGGAUUCCUUCACGCCUGAGGUUUGACAGUUCGCCUCUGUAAACGUAAGGCGUGCUUGUCAGCGAGUGAGUAGAAUGGCAUAUUCAGCCCCGGAAGAUGAGUGUGGAUGUUCUUGUGCUGAAGGUGAUGAUCAAGUCAGUGAACAAGCUGAAGUUGUCUUGCGUGGAUAUAUUUUACAGUCGAUGAGGCACGACAAUUGUCCAGGUGUGAACAUCAGUGCAGAAGAUUUGGGUGGAUCUGAAAGUGAAAUCGCAAAUCCCGAAGUAAAGGACAUAGUACGAAGUUUGAUACAAAUUGGAGAUGAACUAAGCAGGAACACUGAACUUGAGUAUCUUAUUGAACACAUUGAAUUUAGCUCAGCACGGGAAGUUUUUAAUGUUGUGGCCAAGAGAAUUUUUGAAGAUGGAAUUAACUGGGGCAGAGUGGUCGCCCUUUUUCAUUUUGCUUACAAACUAAUAUGCAAGGCCAUAACUUCAAAUUGCAAAGAGAUAGUUAGAAGAGUAAUGUACUGGGCUUUAGGAUUUUUUAGGACCCGCAUUUCCUGGUGGGUUAGAGAACAAGGAGGAUGGGGAGCAGUUCAAAGCUAUUUUCAAAGUCUGAACUGGCAAAAUGUUGCACUGUUUGUAGCUGGAAUCCUCACUGGCGCUAUGACGUAUUGGAAAAUGUCUUAAUGAAAGAACAAGAUAAAGAACUGUACUCUUCAUGCGUCAUGUGCAUGGCAAAAGCUAAAACCCAAAGAUCUUCAGAAGAACCUUACAUAAAAAUAUCAUGUUUGAGUGUUAGGCCAGAAACUGAUUGACUGUAUUUUACAAAACUCCUCUCCACUGUAGAUUUUCACCCUGAGAUUUUGACUGAUCAUGGGUUGGCCUCUGUGCAUGGAAUAGGACACUGUUUUUUAGGUGGGUGUCUGAUUAUCCAGUGUUUAAUUGACCCUUGCAUUAUUCUGUGAUGUUUUUACAGAUUGUUAUCUUUUUUAUUUACAAAGGAUAAAAUCAAUUCUGAAGCUUAAAUAUGAUGCAAAAUUUUAGUUUUAAAAAGAGCGUAUAUACUGUAUUACCAUCAAGUUUCAAGUAUUUAACAUUUAUAUGGUAAUAUGAUUCUCAGGACAGUUGUGUUGACAAUAGCUUUAUAUUUUUUAUUUUAUUAAAAAUAUCGAGGUUUCCCUUCCACAGUCUACUGUAGUGUAGUUGAUGCUAUAAAACACUGGCAGUGUAUCUGUAUGUCUUUGUGAAGUGUGGAGAGCUGUGCCGUUUUUAGGAGUGAAGAACUGGUCUUGUUUAUACUGCCUGAAUUCAUACCUUGGAGGAAAAUGGCAAUAUGGUGUAAGAAAUGGUAAUUGUUAUACAUCAUGACAGAAAUUUGGGAGAUGAUUACUGCGGGAGAUGUAGAAUUAAGGUAACCAGUGCCUGCCUCGCUUAGUUUUCAUUGGCAGUACAAAACUAGCCUAACAGAAAUAAAGCUUGAGAAACCUGCUUAAGGAAUUCUGAUUUUUGUACAUAUUUCUUAAAAUAAACAUUUUUAUUGCCUGUGAUUCAUUUUCUUUUAGUUAGAUACACCCCAAUUAAUGUGUUUUAAUGUUUAUUGCCUUUUAUUGGGUGUCAUACAUCACUGGUACCUAAUGGUUUUUGUUCUUUUUACAUUUUUCCACAAGCCUUGGGAGAAAAAUAAAAUUGUUUUUUUUUUCA
Molecule: messenger RNA, 1871 nt
Organism: Polypterus senegalus (gray bichir)
Lineage: Eukaryota; Metazoa; Chordata; Cladistia; Polypteriformes; Polypteridae
Exons: 6
Coding region: 261-857 (198 amino acids)
Biological process (GO): extrinsic apoptotic signaling pathway in absence of ligand; mitochondrial fusion; intrinsic apoptotic signaling pathway in response to DNA damage
Cellular component (GO): mitochondrial outer membrane
Molecular function (GO): protein heterodimerization activity; protein homodimerization activity; channel activity
Source: RefSeq, a predicted model, not a curated record